Molecule: messenger RNA, 240 nt
Organism: Arctia plantaginis
Lineage: Eukaryota; Metazoa; Arthropoda; Insecta; Lepidoptera; Erebidae
Source: the annotation of a GenBank genome assembly
AUGCCAACAAUUGAAGUUGAGAUAGAUAGUGAUAUAAUCCAAUCAAGCACCUCGCAAUUUAGUGAAACAAAUGAUGAUGACGGUGUUUACUGGCAAAACAAAAAAAAUAGAAUGAUGGACAUGGAAGUUCAUGUUCUCGGGGAAGAGAUAUCUGGCAACUGGCAACAGCUUCAAUACCCUCUCAUUUACAUAUCGAAUAGGAGCAACAACUGUAAGAGACAUCGUAAGAGAUACGUGUGA